CGAUAACUAUCAAUCAUCAAACGGCAUUCAGCUACAUACCACGAUAACGAUAAUCCUUUCUAAAAGUGUCAGAGUCAGACAUAUAAUAGUAUGUCUGAAGGAACUUGGGAAAAGCUUGCCCAGGUCGCUGUCAAGGGUGCCCAACAUGACUCUCGCGAGCAUCAGCCCCAUCCGAAAUGUUUGGAAGGGACCAGAGUGGCCCUUCUCAACUACAUCUACGAGUCACUGGACCGUCCAGGAAAGAGCCAACUCAUCUGGCUGCAUGGCACGGCGGGUGUAGGAAAAUCUGCUGUUGCAUUCACCGUAGCCGAAAGAAUGAGAGGUCUGAAAGUAAAAGAAGGAAGCAAGGAAAAGCGGCUUGCAGGAACAUUCUUUUUUUCGCGCAAGCACACGAAGCGCCGCACAACUGGUUAUUUCUUCGCGACUCUUGUCUACCAGCUUGCAAGAAAUUUUCCCAGCAUCCGGGAAGACGUGAAUAGAAUCAUCCUCGACAAUCCUGCAUUGCUAGAUCACGACACAUCUCUUCGCGACCAGAUGGAGGCGUUAUUUCUCCAACCCCUCCAAAGGCUUCAACUCAGGCUACGUGAAUGCCCACCUUUGACGUUUGUUAUCGAUGCCCUUGAUGAAUGCGCUUCUGAGUCUCCCGAGGACGACACAUCUGAGAGCGAGCUCACUGAUCUAAUCUCCUUACUUGGCGAAGCUCUUCGCGAGCCCAAUCUGCCCAUCACCCACAUUCUGCUCACGAGUCGUUCAGAGGAGUAUAUUCAUAAAGCUAUGCAGACAGAAGAGAUACGUCCACUGGUGUGCGAGAUACCAGUGAGAACUUCUGGGGAUGGGGUUGCUGCCACUAUCUCGUUAUUCAGAGAGCUGGGCACUCGCCAUCCCGAUUUUCCACAGCCAUCAACUGAUGAACUUGCGCGGCUGGCGAGCCGAGCAGGCAGACGUUUUAUUGUGGCGUCCACGAUGAUGAAGUUUAUCGAUGAUCGACACAACGAUCCCCGCGAUCGACUUCAACUCAUGCUCGAGUUAACGAGCGAACUGCUACCAGGAACAGAGGUGUACAAGUUGUACGACCGAAUCCUUUCCACAUGCACUGACCCAACACUCGCAUACCUGCACUUGUCUGUUAUCGCUGCCCUUGCAGACCCUCUGCCGAUGGCACAAAUCUCAAAACUUCUUGGCCCUGGUGAGGGCAGGGACGUCGAAAGUGUACUUGUACAGCUACGAUCUGUGAUAGAUGUUCUUAUUGACAGCAAUCUCCCCGUGAAUAUCUACCACUCCUCCGUCCGCGACUAUGUUUCUCAUCACUCAAACUCCUCCCUCUGUCAAGUACACAACAUCGCACCACCGCACUCUCUCCUGGCUCUGUCCUGUCUCCGCUUGAUGGUGCACGACCUUCUAGAAAGCACGGCCCUUUUAGACGCAUUCUCAGAAUUAACAAAGCAUAGCCAAGCUAUAGGAUCCCACGGACCUCAGAAUUUAAAACAUACAUUGGACUUUAUUGUCCAGCCACCUGAGCCACUGCAAAUGCUUAUAGGUCUACUAUGGCUUUGGGGGCAUCGUAAUUCAGAAUUGCAAUUCUGGCUGGAUACCCGGGAUGGGCAGGCCUGGCUACAAACUAAUGCGCAGAUACACUGGCUGUAGACCAAAGGAGGGAAGGACUGGCUGCAGACAGAGAGAGGAGAGGACUGGCUGCACACUGAGGGAGGGAAGCGCUGGCUGCACACCAAGGGAGGGAAGCACUGGCUGCACACCGAGGGAGGAGAGGGCUGGCUGCAGACCCAGGAAGGGAGGUACUGGCUCGGGCAGACGGACGGAGGGAAAGGCUGGCUGGAGACCGAGGGAGGAAGGUGCUGGUUGCAGACUGAGGGAGGGAUGGGCUGGCUGUGGACGAUGGCAGGGAAGUACUGGCUGCGUACGGUGGGAGGGAAGUACUGGCUGCAGACUGAGAGGGGGAAGCAAUGGCUCAGCUGGACCAAGAGAGGGAAGCACUGGCAGCUCCAAACUCCUAACACGGGACACCAGCUACUGAUCCCGGAAAAGCCUAAGCAUAAUUUGUACCUCCACUCCUUGAAUACAUCUGGACCUGUACAG
Messenger RNA from Suillus discolor, 2094 nucleotides. RefSeq lists its product as uncharacterized. The record is from RefSeq and is a predicted model, not a curated record. Lineage: Eukaryota; Fungi; Basidiomycota; Agaricomycetes; Boletales; Suillaceae. The transcript is spliced from 2 exons. The coding region runs from base 91 to 1644 and encodes 517 amino acids.